Messenger RNA from Orbicella faveolata, 2715 nucleotides. RefSeq lists its product as uncharacterized. The record is from RefSeq and is a predicted model, not a curated record. NCBI's taxonomy places the organism in Eukaryota, Metazoa, Cnidaria, Anthozoa, Scleractinia, Merulinidae.
UGGCUAACUGACAGACUGGCAGGUUGGCACACUGACUGACUGACUGAUCGAUCGAUCGAUCGAUCGAUCAGUCAAUUGAUUGAAUUGGUCUUCUGUCUAUUGCUCUUAGAUCUCUGAGGAUGAUUUUUUACCAUACAAAUUCUCCUUAAACAACAGUGUGCCACAUGUUGUUCUCAACAGAUAACCACAAGAAGAACACAGUUGCAUUGUUAUUUCAAGAUGUCACUCUUUCUAAUUGGAAUACUGGAAACAAAACUGCUUUUCUUCAGAAGAUUGUCUUGGAUGUAAUUAAUGUGGCUUGCUCCAACAACCCAAGCAGAUGUUCUUUGAAUUUCUGGAAUGAAUCAAGAAAAUUCAGCAUCAAAAAUGUGGUUGUGGUUGAGUCUCCCAAACAAGAAGAGAUAGAUCUCCAGGUGAAGCUGUUUGCCUCUCUGCCAGAUGGAAGUGACAUACAGAAAGACAACCAGAAUAUUAUCCCGGGAGCAACACUCCAGGAGAUUUUACAAGAUCACAAGAGCAACAUAACAUCCGCUGUUGGUGCUGAAAUCAAGUCUAUCAACAUGGCCAGUGAUUCUGAAUCUGAAGACAACAGCGCUGACAAUAAAAUGAACUACAUCAUGAUACCUAUAAGCUUUUCAGUGUUAAUUGUGCUCUGCUUUGUGGCUUGCUGUCUUCAUUGUGCCAGCAAAAGGAGGCAAAAAGCGAUUGAUAUCGAGCGAAGAAAACAAACCUUAAGGAAACUACGGGAAAGUACUUCCAAGCCGCCUGUAGUGAACAGUAAUGAAGGGCGUGUUCCAACACAAAAUGCGACAGACGAGAAUGUGUCAAUGACCGUUAUGCGCGACGAUACCAGAAAGAAGAGGAGGAGAAAGCACAGAACAGAACGGUCCUAUGUUAAUAACGAACAUCAAGAACAGUUUGAGAAUGACGAAGAACGAGACUUCGCACGAAAAAGGAAAAAGAAAGCAAAACAGAGUAAGCAUCAGAGUUUGGAAGGACGUGCAACUUUGGAGCCUGCUGUGCUGAGUGGUCAGUGGGAGGAAGGUGAAAAAGAAAGAGUCCCAACUCCGAUGCCAGUGCAUCGAAGUUUGAACAGGAAUAAAGAUACAGGAAAAAGCUUCACAGAUGAGCCGCGCGAGCGUAAACAUAGAAAAAAGACAAAGAAGAAGAAAGCACGGAGUGAACUCAGAGAAUUUGAUGAAGGUUUCGACGAAGGAAGCGAGACACGACAGACUGGGAAUUCAGAAGAUUCGCUCAUAAAAAGCUUACCUCGUCCGCGGCAGCUGGCUCCAUUGCAAGAGAGAAGUCCAGCCACCAUCCAACUGUAAUAUAAUCUCCUUUGAAGAUAAUAUUUUAUUUUACAUCGAUAUCUUUAUCAACCAAGAGCGAGGGCGGUACUGGGAGGAUAUCGCCCUUCGGUCUUGGGUUUACAAAUCGGCGGCAGCGACGACCGUAUAAAAAGAGCAUAAGACAGAUAUUUUUCCAGUACGCUACUUGAUAAGAGAUUUAUAACACUACUUCCUGUUAAAAAAUAAGAGCUGUAGAAACAUUAACCUGUCCAAUACCGAUAAUAGAGCACUCUACAUCUGAGUGAUUUUAGUUACAGGCCACUCAGGUAUCUUACUCUUCCACUGUAAAAUACACUAAAUGUCAGACAACUUUCUUUCUUUCUUUCUAGGGUUUAUUUGCUUUCUUAGCGUUAAGUCCCCCUUAAAACGUCGCGCAGCUGAUAUCUUCAGCCCGACUGUGACCAAAAGUCAAUUCUAGUUCUCUAUUUAAAUCCUAAAAGCACUGCAUUCAUGUCGCAAAGUCCAACUAAACGAUUCAUACUUCUCUAGCAUUUUUUGAUUCAAUAAAAGACACGAAACUAACCUUUCACGGUUCGAAUAGGACCUACUAUUGUUAAAAAGUUAUUUUACUAACUUUUUAACACUUAAACGUUAUUCAAAGAAAACAGAACAGAAAAGUAUUUAUUAUAUUUUAAUUUUAACAUUUUUAUUUACUUGAAAUUUUAAGAAACCUCGUGCAAUUUAGAAUUGAUUCAAAGGUUCUGUCGUUGAAUUUAUAACCGGUGUCGAUUGGUAAGACUACAAUACCGUGCCAAAUUAAACCUGUUGAUUUAAAUGAAAAUUAUGUCUAAUUUUACUGACAAGGUUACGCGAUUACUGACAUAAUAUGGUGGGGAGGCGCACCUUCCCCUCUUCUCUAUAUCUAGGACAUGUUUUUCGAAAAACAAGAACCAAAACCAACAUUGAUUACAGGGGGGAGGGGAGAAGGAGGAACCAUACAUCUGUUUCCAUUGUCGUGGCCACUAUGAAUUAAGUCGCUGUAUCUCAACAGUUUUUUCCGUGAUUGCCGUGGCAUAUUUUAAUUUUAGGGCAGAUGAAUGAACAAAAAUGAACUUCUCACUAUGCAGUUGAAAGUGUUAAAUAUUACUAAAAAUGUAUUUUGUAUGUACACUAUGUAGAACCAAUAUGCAGUGGAAGGUCUGCAAAAUCCCGUGGAAUUUUUCAUUUCUCAGCUCUUGGCUUUGAUCACCUUUUCCUGAUGCGCUUCUUGAAGAUAUCAAACAGCAGGCAUGUUCUCGCACAUCCCACGAACGAAAAAAAGGAGAGUCCCCAGUUCGAAUGAAUUGAUGUGGCCAACAUACAGAACAUGAUAGAUUAAACGCAACACUUCAUUGCAGUCAAUAGAGGGAAAUGGUCAAAAAGUUUG